This is a messenger RNA of Zychaea mexicana, 1114 nucleotides long. Its product is annotated as di-trans,poly-cis-decaprenylcistransferase. NCBI's taxonomy places the organism in Eukaryota, Fungi, Mucoromycota, Mucoromycetes, Mucorales, Lichtheimiaceae. The record is from RefSeq and is a predicted model, not a curated record. Gene Ontology annotation, cellular component: membrane; dehydrodolichyl diphosphate synthase complex; endoplasmic reticulum. Bases 101 to 982 code for a protein of 293 amino acids. The transcript is spliced from 6 exons. Gene Ontology annotation, molecular function: ditrans,polycis-polyprenyl diphosphate synthase [(2E,6E)-farnesyl diphosphate specific] activity.
GGCUAAUAUUACCACAAAGUGGGGACAGAUCCUAUUUCCUAGCAACCUCCCCCCCUUUUUUUCAGAUCUUGACAUUUCACAACUUACAUUAAUUUCAACCAUGAUUUCAACCAUAUACGAUUACGGAACAGCAGCAGCGCAAAAGGCUGCAAUUGCUGUUUUACGUCGUGGUCGGAUUCCACAACAUAUUGGACUCAUCUUGGAUGGCAACCGACGUUACGCAAAAAAAGCGGGUGCUUCCGACACAAAAUCAGGUCACUAUGAAGGAUGCGAGCGUUUGAAAAAGGUCGUGCGCUUUUGUAUGGAACUAGGUAUCCAUUCGAUCACUGUGUUUGGGUUUAGUAUCGAAAACUUCAAACGAUCGGAAGAGGAAGUGGCCUAUUUAAUGCAAUUGUUCCGUGAGAUCUUUGCAACUAUUCCCGAAGAUGAGUGCUUUGCGUAUUACAAAGUUGGCAUGCGAGUAUGCGGUCGCCUUAGUUGUUUGCCACCGGAUGUGGUAGAGUUAGCACAUGAGGUCAUGGACCGGACAAAACACAAUACAGAGCGAUACGUUAAUGUCUGCUGCGCAUACACCUCGAGAGAUGAAAUGGCCACGGCCAUCAAGGAGAAUGUUCACCUUGUAGAAGAAGGCGAAAUGGACAUAGACGAUAUUACGGAGAGAUCCAUCCAAAACCAUCUGUUUACCUCAAGAAGUCCGCCACUAGACAUCCUUGUGCGCACGUCUGGCGAAAUUAGACUCAGUGAUUUUUUGCUUUGGCAGGCGAGCGAUCAUUGUCAAAUACAGAUUUUAAACUGCUUGUGGCCAGAAAUUACAUUUUGGAAGAUCCUACCCAUACUACUGGAAUACCAAAUAUACCAUGACACAUCACGCAAUUACAACAACAACAACAAAAGCGUUGUUAGUGGCAGCAUUACUACUACAAGCACAGCUGCUGCUGCAGCUGCUGCCGAUGAUGAUGAAGGCAGUCGGUCAUCGAAAUAAAAUGACUAAAUAAGGGUACAAUCGAUGAGGGGCGGGAUGGCAGUGCCCCUUUGGGGUUAUUUUUACCAGAAAAGUAUUUUUAAAACACAAAAACCUUUUUCCUUGUGUACCCACCAACACCACUUUUUUUUU